AUGUGGCAGAGCGUGGGGCUCACGCUCCUGGUCAUAGUGGCCACACUGGUCUGUGCUCUGCUCUUCAUGGUCCUUGGCUGGUUUGUGGUGUGGCGGCUCUUCUUGUCCAAGUUCAAGUUUCUCCGUGAACUCGUGGGAGAAGCAACAACACCUCAGCCUCCAGAGACCCUAGAGUCCAGGACCAUCUCAGAGGCCAGGACCGAGACCAGGACCAUCCCAGACCCUCUGACCCCUGACACUAGCCCUCUGACCCCUGACCCUAGCCCUCUGACCCCUGACACUAGCCCUCUGACCCCUGACCCUAGCCCUCUGACCCCUGACACUAGCCCUCUGACCCCUGACCCUUGCCCUCUGACCCGGGGAGAGAUGUGUGUCCUCCUGGAGAGACAGUCCUCGAGACAGCUGUACCUCUGCUACUUUAUGUCAGAGACCGCUGUACCUAUGAGGAAGACCAAGGAGAUGAACCACCUCCUCAUCAACAGGAGACCAAAGAGAUGA
Messenger RNA from Knipowitschia caucasica, 498 nucleotides. The record is from the annotation of a GenBank genome assembly. NCBI's taxonomy places the organism in Eukaryota, Metazoa, Chordata, Actinopteri, Gobiiformes, Gobiidae.